This is a messenger RNA of Trichosurus vulpecula (common brushtail), 1780 nucleotides long. Its product is annotated as zinc finger protein 585B-like. The record is from RefSeq and is a predicted model, not a curated record. Gene Ontology annotation, cellular component: nucleus. Gene Ontology annotation, molecular function: DNA-binding transcription factor activity, RNA polymerase II-specific; RNA polymerase II cis-regulatory region sequence-specific DNA binding. The coding region runs from base 1 to 1740 and encodes 579 amino acids. Gene Ontology annotation, biological process: regulation of transcription by RNA polymerase II; central nervous system development. NCBI's taxonomy places the organism in Eukaryota, Metazoa, Chordata, Mammalia, Diprotodontia, Phalangeridae. The transcript is spliced from 2 exons.
AUGAGACUAGCCUUCUCAAAGAGCAGAGAAUUUACUGGAGAUAAACUUCUUGAAUGUAAUGGAUAUGGGAAGGCCUUUAAGAGCAAGAAACAUCUUGCUGUGUGUCAGCUAAUUCAUAUUGGAGAUAAUUCUUAUGAACAUAGUGAAUGUAGGAAGGCCUUCAGGGAGAAGUCACAUCUUAAUGUUGAUCAUAGAAUUCAUACUGGAGAGAAACCUUAUGAAUGUAAUGAAUGUGGAAAGGCUUUCUGGAAGAAGUCACAUCAUACUAAACAUCAGAGACUUCAUUCAGGAGAGAAACCUUAUAAUUGUGAUAAAUGUAGGAAGGCCUUCAGGAUUAAGUCAGAGCUUACUGUGCAUCAGAGAAUUCAUACUGGAGAGAAACUUUAUGAAUGUAGUGAAUGUAGAAAGGCCUUCUUGAAAAAGUCAGACCUUAUUGUGCAUCUGAGAAUUCAUACUGGAGGGAAACUUUAUGAAUGUAGUGAAUGUGGAAAGGCCUUCACGAGGAAGCAAUAUCUUACUGUGCACCAGAGAAAUCAUACUGGAGAAAAACCUUAUGAAUGUAGGGAUUGUGGAGAGGCCUUUAUGAGAAAGCCAGAGCUUACUGUGCAUCAGAGAAUUCAUACUGGAGGGAAACCUUAUGAGUGUAGUGAAUGUGGAAAGGCCUUCACAAGGAAGCAGUAUCUUACUGUGCAUCAGAGAAUUCAUAUUGGAGAAUACAUUCUUUAUGAAUGUACUGAAUGUGGGAAGGCCUUCAGGGAGAAGUCACAUCUUAAUGUUCACCAGAGAAUUCACACUGGAGAGAAACCUUAUGAAUGUAGUGAAUGUGGAAAGACCUUCAGACAUAGGGGAAAUCAUACUGUGCAUCAGAGAAUUCAUACUGGAGAGAAACCUUAUGAAUGUAGUGAAUGUGGAAAGGCCUUCAGGAGUAAUUCAGGGCUUACUGUGCAUCAGAAAAUUCAUACUGAUGAGAAACCUUAUGAAUGCAGUGAAUGCGGAAAAACUUUCAGAUAUAAAGGAAAUCAUACUGUACAUCAGAGAAUUCAUACUGGAGAGAAACCUUAUGAAUGUAGUGAAUGUGGAAAGGCCUUCAGAAGUAAGGAUCAUCUUAUAGUACAUCAGAGAGCUCAUACUGGAGAGAAACCUUAUGCAUGUGAAUGUGGAAAGGCCUUCAGGAGCAAGGAUCAUCUUAUAGUGCAUCAGAGAAUUCAUACUGGAGAGAAACCUUAUGAAUGCAGUGAAUGUGGAAAGGCCUUUAGGAGUAAGGAACAACUUAAAGUGCACCAGAGAGUUCAUACUGGAGAAGACAAACCUUAUGAAUGUAGUGAGUGUAGGAAAGCCUUCAGGAAAAAGCUAGAGCUUACUAUGCAUCAGAGAAUUCAUACUGGAGAGAAACCUUAUGAAUGUAGUGAGUGUGGAAAAUCCUUCAGGAUUAAGAGACGCUUUAUUAUGCAUCAGAGAAUUCAUACUGGAGAGAAACCUUAUGAAUGUAGUGAAUGUGGGAAGGCCUUCAGGAUUUACUCACAACUUAAAGUGCAUCAGAGAAUUCAUACUGGAGAGAAACCUUAUGAAUGUAGUGAAUGUGGGAAGGCCUUCAGGACUUACUCACAACUUAAAGUGCAUCAGAGAAUUCAUACUGGAAAGAAACCUUAUGAAUGUAGUGGAUGUGGAAAGGUCUUCAGGAUUAAGAAACACCUUAUAGUGCAUCAGAGAGUUCAUAGGAGAGACACCUUGAAAAUGUAGUGAAUGUGGGAAGGCCUUUAUGUAUAUUGCUUCAGAAAUU